AUGGGCACAAAGACCAAACUGAAAGCACCGAGCGCGAGCACAAAGACAGUUUGGAAGACCAGUGACGAUGCUGUGUUGAUAGCAACACUUCUGAAGGAACGGGAGGAGGGUCAUCAAUCUGACUCAGGAUUCAAACCGAAGUCAUUCAUUGCUUGCGCAGAAGCACUCAAAGGGAGUGAGAAGAUGAGUGGAGGUGUUGCGAAGACAUCUGGCUCAUGUCAUGAUCAUUGGGGAAAGCUCAAAAAAGACUUCGCCAUUAUUAAAAAACUCUGGGAACAAUCUGGAUUUGGCUGGGACAACACUUUGAAGAUUGUAACUGCCCCACCAGACGUCUGGGAGAAAUAUCUCGCGACACACACAAAAGCAAAAGUCUGGAGGAAGAAAUCUUUUCCGCUCUACGACAGCAUCCAGAUUCUCGUCGAGGGGAUUAUUGCAACUGGCAAAAAUGUCUUUCGUGUGGGCAUGACUACCACGACUGAAAUUGUUGACACCACCCUCCCAUUCAACUAUCCUGCUGAUUCAGUAGCCGCAAGUGCCAGUCAACAGGCCAUGCCAUCCAUUGUUCUUCAAGUGGUCGUGGCUCAGACGUGCAUAAUAUCCCGUAUGAUACGGGCCAGCGAACCAUGGGCCGAAGAUGGAUGGGCCGAGGUAGUUGGAUAUUAUGUAGAUGGGUUUACCAAGGUAGAUGUGUAUCAAAUAGCCGGGUGGGCCGAGGGAGCGGUAAAAUAUUUAUUAUAUACGGGUGGGCCGAAGGUAGUCGUAUAUUGCAUAGACGGGUAG
Molecule: messenger RNA, 780 nt
Organism: Suillus paluster
Lineage: Eukaryota; Fungi; Basidiomycota; Agaricomycetes; Boletales; Suillaceae
Exons: 8
Coding region: 1-780 (259 amino acids)
Source: RefSeq, a predicted model, not a curated record